AUGAAUUUCAGACCUGUGCCGCGAAGGAGUGGGUGUUCUAACCAAGGAGCUGGAGUAUUUUCCUUUGUGACACAGGACGCGCGUAACCGCAUUGCCCUCCACGAGUUAACGGCGCAACUUUUCCAUGAACAAUCGCAAAAGGGCACCUCCGGAGACGGUGCCAUCUUGGUUUGCCCAUGGGAUCCGACUUUCCUAUAUCGCUUGACUUGGAACGGGGCAUGGGUCUGGGCCAAAGCCGUGCAAUCCGGCAUGGCCACUCGCGAAAUUCCGCCCCGAACGUAUGAAUAUCUCGCCAUCAUGAAGAAAGCCCAUGUCUACCACAAGGCUACCUCGGUCAAUGACCGAGUGAAGAUGCGAGGGGCUCAAUUGCAGCUUGAAUUGUCUCCAACUUUUCACCGCGCUGGAGGUUCUCGCGAAGCCUUUUUUGACAAUCCGGCCAAACUUUUAUUUCAAACUCCAGCCACCGUGAAGAGAUCUGCAUCUUUUGCGGGUUUGGGAGUGUCUGACAAGGAGCAUAAGGCUAAAUGCCUCGCAGAUGUCACCAAAAAAAUCAAAUAUGAACCAGGUUCCCCUUCCAAAAAAAACAUGUCGAAAGCCAUUACGAUUCAUUUGUCUUCAGAUCCCCCUUCGGCUAAGAAGUUUGAGGUCAAACAAGAACCAGGCGUACCCAUUGUGAUCUCUUCGGAUCCACCUUCCAAAGGCCAAUUCAAAUCUUCUCAAAUUAGUUUCUACGCUCAUGCAGAAGCUUUAGAACACUUUUUAGACCACUGCAACGUUCCUCACAAUGACAACACCACUAGAAUGAUCCUCAAGAGCGCCGGGGUCAACUCUUGGACCGACUUGAUUCCUAGCGUUCAAUUCACCAAAACCUCUUUGACGGCGAGGGGUAUGCACCCGGAUCUUGCCGCACACCUUCUCAGUGAGGCCAUGGAACGUGUUAAUGUUCUCAAGGGUGAGGACAAACACGUUCCUGAUGAAGAAUCCCCGGAAUUACACUCAGACACUAACCGACCUCCAUCCCCCGAGUUCUGA
This is a messenger RNA of Melampsora larici-populina 98AG31, 1032 nucleotides long. RefSeq lists its product as uncharacterized. The coding region runs from base 1 to 1032 and encodes 343 amino acids. The record is from RefSeq and is a predicted model, not a curated record. Lineage: Eukaryota; Fungi; Basidiomycota; Pucciniomycetes; Pucciniales; Melampsoraceae. The transcript has 8 exons.